Messenger RNA from Cynara cardunculus var. scolymus (artichoke), 1320 nucleotides. Its product is annotated as probable voltage-gated potassium channel subunit beta. Gene Ontology annotation, biological process: potassium ion transport. The transcript has 4 exons. The coding region runs from base 80 to 1063 and encodes 327 amino acids. Gene Ontology annotation, cellular component: cytoplasm. Gene Ontology annotation, molecular function: voltage-gated potassium channel activity. The record is from RefSeq and is a predicted model, not a curated record. NCBI's taxonomy places the organism in Eukaryota, Viridiplantae, Streptophyta, Magnoliopsida, Asterales, Asteraceae.
CACACACGCGCAGAGACUGGUUCUAACUCGUCUCACAGAAGCGUGAUCUGAAGAAAUUGAAACAAAAUUCGCAAGAAAGAUGCAAUACAAGAACCUAGGUCGAUCUGGGUUGAAGGUAUCGCAGCUAUCCUAUGGAGCAUGGGUUAGUUUCGGCAACCAAAUCGACGUCAAAGAAGCCAAAAUCUUACUCCAGUGUUGCCGUGACAACGGCGUCAACUUCUUUGACAAUGCCGAGGUCUACGCUAAUGGCCGUGCUGAAGAAAUCAUGGGCCAAGCCAUCCGGGAACUCGGUUGGAAACGCUCAGACAUCGUGGUGUCUACGAAGAUAUUCUGGGGUGGUCCUGGACCUAACGAUAAGGGUUUGUCCAGGAAACACAUCAUUGAGGGGACGAAAGCGUCGCUGAAACGGCUCGAUAUGGAGUAUGUUGAUCUGAUUUAUUGUCACCGGCCGGAUUUAUGCACGCCGAUUGAGGAAACGAUCAGGGCCAUGAAUUAUGUGAUUAAUCAAGGGUGGGCGUUUUAUUGGGGGACAAGUGAGUGGUCGGCUCAGCAGAUCACGGAGGCUUGUGAGAUUGCAAAGCGGUUGGAUCUCGUCGGACCGAUCGUCGAACAGCCAGAGUAUAAUAUGUUUGCGAGGCAUAAGGUUGAGAAUGAAUUUCUUCCUCUGUAUAACAACUAUGGAAUUGGGCUUACCACCUGGAGUCCACUCGCAUCCGGAGUUCUUACUGGAAAAUACAACUCAGGAGUUCCGGCUGAUAGUCGGUUUGCAUUGGAGAACUACAAGAAUUUGGCAAGUAGAUCUUUAGUAGAUGAUGUGCUGAAGAAAGUUAAGAACUUGAAACCAAUUGCAGAUGAACUAGAUGUACCCAUGUCCCAGCUUGCAAUUGCAUGGUGUGUUGCAAACCCUAACGUAUCAUCUGUUAUUACUGGUGCUACAAAGGAGUAUCAGAUUCAAGAGAACAUGAAGGCGAUAAACGUCAUUCCAAAGCUUACGCCUGAUGUGAUGGAGAAGAUUGAAGCGGUUGUUCAGAGCAAACCAAAGCGACCAGAAUCAUUUAGGUAGAAAUGAUGGCUGGCUUUCAUGACCAUAAGUUGUUUUCCUCAUUUCCAAACAAACAAUGUUUUUUUUCUGAAACUUAACGAGUCUUUUGGUUGGUGAACCCCAUGUCAUCAACAGUGUGGUUAUUGUUGGGUAGGGGUGUGAUAGUGAUUGGACACCAGCUAUAAUACAUUACCAGAACAGUCAAUUUAUGUGCUGCUCUUCAUGAUUGCUUUAUAUUGUGUUUGAAUCCAGUAUAUUUUACUUAGGCGCUGUUUGAC